Capronia epimyces CBS 606.96 is the source of this 513-nucleotide messenger RNA. RefSeq lists its product as uncharacterized. The coding region runs from base 1 to 513 and encodes 170 amino acids. The transcript has a single exon. NCBI's taxonomy places the organism in Eukaryota, Fungi, Ascomycota, Eurotiomycetes, Chaetothyriales, Herpotrichiellaceae. The record is from RefSeq and is a predicted model, not a curated record.
AUGGCCACCGUUUACAACACAGUCUCAACCUCCCCGCUUGUAGGCACCGACGACGGCCACCAAUCUCUCCAACAAACCGUCCUACGCUGUAGACAAAGCGGCGAAACCCCGGAGUGCGAAUGCCACUCUACACACUAUAGCGAGAGCGACAUCCGCCGAUCCAUCUUCAGCGUGGAUUCGAGGGAUCUCCUCAAAUCAGUCAAGUCAUUCCCGUUUGUCGUCGAGAAGUCCCUCACCGGAGUCGGCGAGAUACGGUUGGAGCUAUGGAACACCAGCGCCAGAAGCCUUAGCAGCUGCCACCUAAGGUUGAUCGUCCGGCUCGAAAGGGUCCAGGUCAAAUCCGAGGACGGGGAAUACCCUGAUCCUCUCUUGGAAGUCCUCGAGGCGGCCCUGAGCGACACCGAUGGUGAGGCCAUUAAGGCCCAGCUCUACAAGGGCGCGGCAGGCAGCUGUGAUGAUGCCGUGGAACUCCUGUACGACGUCAUCUUCCAUCUUCUUGGGGACAAACCAUAA